This is a messenger RNA of Dibothriocephalus latus, 168 nucleotides long. Lineage: Eukaryota; Metazoa; Platyhelminthes; Cestoda; Diphyllobothriidea; Diphyllobothriidae. The record is from the annotation of a GenBank genome assembly.
AAACAGCCACGGUCGCAUUCGCAGCCGAAGCAGCAAAAGAAGGAGAAAAAUUCGGCGCCCACCGCCGCCACCGCUGCAAAAAAGCAGAAGCAGAAGCGCAAGAAGGGACAGCCCACAAAGUCGCUGGACCGCUCACAGGAGAAGCGGCAAAAGAUGGAGGUGAACUGA